Eucalyptus grandis is the source of this 1435-nucleotide messenger RNA. RefSeq names its product probable strigolactone esterase DAD2. The transcript is spliced from 2 exons. The record is from RefSeq and is a predicted model, not a curated record. NCBI's taxonomy places the organism in Eukaryota, Viridiplantae, Streptophyta, Magnoliopsida, Myrtales, Myrtaceae. The coding region runs from base 186 to 983 and encodes 265 amino acids.
AAACCCGCACAGAGCCAGACAAUGCCUAACUACGCACGCCAAGAAAAUCUCAAAGCACUCCCCCAUUCUUUAUUUUCUCAGCUACUUUAAUAAGAGGGGAAAGAAGGGUAUUAAAGAGGGGGGCUGUGGAAAUUUCGAAAGCCCCUUUUCUUUUUUCUUGUUUUGUCCGUUUUCGGCCGUUCGUCAUGGGCAACAUCCUCUUGGAGGCACUGAACGUGCGCGUGGUCGGCUCCGGCGAGCGGUUCCUGGUGCUGGCCCACGGGUUCGGCACCGACCAGUCGGCGUGGCAGCGCAUCCUCCCCUUCUUCACCCCGCACUACCGCGUCAUCCUCUACGACCUCGUGUGCGCCGGCAGCGUCAACCCGGACUACUUCGACUUCCGCCGCUACACCUCCCUCGACGCCUACGUCGACGACCUCCUCAACAUCCUCGACGCCCUCUCCGUCGACCGCUGCGCCUACGUCGGUCACUCCUUCUCCGCCAUGAUCGGCAUCCUCGCCUCCAUCCGCCGCCCCGAGCUCUUCACCAAACUCAUCCUAAUCGGGGCUUCCCCGAGGUUCUUGAAUGACAAGGACUACCACGGAGGGUUCGAGCUAGGGGAGAUCGAGAAGGUGUUCUCGGCGAUGGAGGCGAACUACGAGGCGUGGGUGAACGGCUUCGCGCCGCUGGCGGUCGGGGCGGACGUGCCGGCGGCGGUGCAGGAGUUCAGCCGCACGCUCUUCAACAUGAGGCCCGACAUCUCGCUGUUCGUGUCGCGCACCGUGUUCAACAGCGACCUGCGCGGGGUGCUGGGCCUCGUCCGCGUCCCCUGCUGCAUCGUCCAGACCGCGAAGGACGUCUCAGUGCCGGCGUCCGUGGCGGCUUACCUCAAGAACCACCUCGGCGGGCGGAACACGGUGGAGAUGCUCAACAUCGAGGGCCACCUGCCGCACCUCUCCGCGCCGGGGCUGCUGGCGCAGGUCCUCCGGCGCGCCCUCCGGUGACCCGACGACGACGACGACGACCCCUCCCCAUUAUUAACCUUUUCUUUCCCUUUUGUUUUUUCCCUUGACUUAUUAAAUGCCAUUUUCGUGGGGCCUACGGAGAAGUUAUAUAUAUAAAAAGAAAAAAAAUAAGGGAGGGUGUGAGACACCGACACCUGGCGAAUAACUUGUGGACGCUGAUCUUAGCGAAAGGAUAAGUCUACGCACGUGGCCAUCACGUGAUGAGGCGACCCUUUUUUGUUCCCUUCUCUCGCCCUUUUCCCUUUUUUUCCGCCCUUUUCCUUUUCUAUUAUAAAGUAUUAUAUCACUUAGAAGCUCCCUCUAAUUUUUCUUCUUCUUCUUCUUUUCUUUUUCGAGAAAAGAAAAGAAAAUCUUAUUUUGGAAAUGAGAUUUUUUUUGCUCUGGAGGGGUUACGAGCUCCUAAAUAAAUAUAAUUUUUCAUAUUCUCUCUC